Molecule: messenger RNA, 1206 nt
Organism: Penicillium macrosclerotiorum
Lineage: Eukaryota; Fungi; Ascomycota; Eurotiomycetes; Eurotiales; Aspergillaceae
Exons: 3
Coding region: 1-1206 (401 amino acids)
Biological process (GO): mRNA alternative polyadenylation
Cellular component (GO): mRNA cleavage and polyadenylation specificity factor complex
Molecular function (GO): mRNA binding
Source: RefSeq, a predicted model, not a curated record
AUGGCGACAGAAGAUGAUAACUUCGAUAUUGACAUCUACGGAGACGGUGGUGGCUACAAUGCCAAUGAUCAGGGUGACUACAAGCAGGAUGAUGGAGAGCUGGUACUAGACACCCCUGAGCCUGCCCCUCAGGCGACAGCCAACCAGCCCCCAUCAGACCCUAAACCCCAGAGUGAACCCGCACCCUCUGCAAAUGGCGACCACCCCAUGCCGCCGCAACAACAACCGCAGACAUCAGCUCCGGAUGCCCCAGCGCCUAUCCAUGGGGUCAAGCGCAAGGAAUAUGAUGACCGGCAAUCCGACCCGGACGCGACCACGGCCCUUCUCAUUUCCGACCUUUUCUGGUGGACGACAGAUGAUGAUAUUCGCGGCUGGGUGAACCAGGCCCAGUGCGAGGAUGAACUUAAAGACGUGACUUUCAGUGAACACAAGGUGAACGGCAAGAGCAAAGGUCAAGUAUUUGUGGAAUUCACUACUCCCCAAGCCGCAACAGCCGCCAAGCGCGAAAUCGAGAACAGUGGCGCCGCUGGUACCACUGGACGCAAGCAUAUGGUUAACUACACAAACCCUCACACCAACCCUUUCCGAACUCUCCCUAAGGAUGCCCCAAUGCGCAAGGAUGCCAACCGGACCAGUGGCUUCAACUCCAGUGGGAACCAGAACAUGAAUUUUGGAGGAGGCAGUGGCGGCGGCGGUGGUGGUAUGAACAUGACCGGUGGAUUCCGUGGUGGCCGCGGUGGCUUCAACAACCGUGGGAUGGGCGGCAACAUGGGCAACUUCAACAACCGGAAUAAUUUCAAUAAUAUGGGCGGUUUCCAGGGUGGUGCCGCUCCAGGUGGUGCUAUGAUGGGUGGCUUCCAGGGAGGUCCCAUGGGCGGCAUGCAGAACUACGGCUUCAAUAACCGUGGAGGCAUGAUGGGCGGCAUGCGCGGCGGUCCCGGUGGCAUGCGCGGUGGCCGUGGUGGCGGAAAUAUGGGUGGAUCUAACAUGAUGGGAAUGCCUGGUAUGAAUCCGAUGGGGGGCAUGGGCAUGAAUCCUAUGGCCGGUGGUAUGAACCCCAUGAUGGGUGGGAUGGGCGGUAACAUGGGUCAAGGAUUCCAAGGACCCAACCCUGGUUUCAACCAGAACUUCUUCAAUGCCAACCAAGGCGGCGGAGGCGAUGGCUCCUGGAACCCCCAUGGAGCCAAACGCAGUCGACAAGAGUAA